This is a messenger RNA of Rotaria sp. Silwood1, 6867 nucleotides long. NCBI's taxonomy places the organism in Eukaryota, Metazoa, Rotifera, Eurotatoria, Philodinida, Philodinidae. The record is from the annotation of a GenBank genome assembly.
AUGAAGGCAGAGGAUUCAUGUGUACAAUCAACAAUUAGUGUUCGUUGUCAACAGAAUUAUGUUGUUGUUGUUCGAAGUGCUUUUUACGGUGUUGCACAAAUAGCUGGUUCAUGUAGCUAUACAACAGGUGAUUGUAUUGCUGAUGCAAUGAGUAUAGUAACAUGUACAUUAGAUACUCUUCAAUGUAACAUGUAUGCAGCAAGAAAAAAGCUACCGCAAUGUAAUGAUCAAUAUAGUAGUUACAUUCAUGUUGAAUAUGAGUGUGUACCCAUAUCAAUGGAUGAUUCAACAAAAGAAUAUAAUGUUUGUCAAAAUAGUACAGAAAUAACAAGUGAUCAUGGAAUAAUACGAAGUCCCGGGUAUCCAACACAAUUUCAAACAACAACAAGCGAAUGUUUUCGUGCAAUACGUGUACCAAAUGAUAAAAUAAUUCGUCUAUGGUUAACUGAGCUAUACAUUGGUUCAAUGUUGGGAACUUGUGCUAAAGAUCAUGUCUAUGUUGUUGAUAGUGUCCAAACAUAUCGACAUUGUGCUCGAGUUCGAUAUGCUUAUCCAUAUUUAUGUUCAUCGACAAUUAUUAUUCAAUAUUAUGUUACAACACAAUUAUCAAUCUAUCGUGGAAUGAGAAUGUAUUUCGAAAUAGUUGAUCGACCUUCAAAUGAUACUUGUCCAAAUAUAGAUGGAACAGUAACACCUGUACCAUCUAUAACACCAACAGUAACAACUAUGAAUCCAAGUCAAACUACAACUAUGCCCAUUUAUGUUUUACUUGGUAUUGCAUCACCUGUUCGAAGUUUUCAAAUUUGUCGAGGUCAAUCAUUUAACAUUCAAUGCCCAACUAACUAUGGUGUAGUUAUUACUACAAAUAUAUUUGGUGUUACUCCAUCUGGUCAAUGUGAACAACAUGAUGCAUCGAAACAUUGUUUUGAUACAACAGCUCCAACAUUUACAUGUCGUCGAAGUUGUACGUUUUUCUAUCCAGGAAACCAAGUUGUUUCAUCAUGUGGUGGUAGAACUGCUGUUUAUCAAUAUGUUGAAUAUCAAUGUAUACCAACAAAUACUGAACUUGUUUCACCAAAUACUUCAUGCCCAUCAGAUGGAUCGAAAAUUCCAAUAUCAAUUAAUCGUCGUGGUCGUUUUCAAACAUAUGGUUAUCCAACUUUUACAAGAAUGAAUUGUAAUUAUCGAAUAAAAACUAAUGUGGGUUAUAUUAUGAAUUUUUAUGCACUUGAUAUUAGUUUAAAUGAUUUUUCGACUGAAUGUAAAUCAAAUAAAAUAACAUUUAUUGAAGAUGGUGAAAGUGAAGGUACAGAUUUUUGUGAAGAACGUUCUUAUAAUUUAAUUUAUUCAAGUUGUUCAAAUGAACUUGAUUUACGUUAUACUGCUAAUGAUGAAACAACAUUUUUUUCUUCUGGUGCUCAAUUAUAUAUUGAAAGUCAAGCACGUCCAUCUGAUUGGUCUUGUGGUAAACCUGUAAUAACAUCACCUCCAACAACUAUUCGAACAACACCAUUUACAACACAAACAGCAGUAGUUUUAACAAAUGAAACAAACAUGUUUGCACGUGAUGAAAUUGAACAUGAUAUUUGUUUUAGUAGCUCAUUAAGUUAUAGUUGUCCAUCUGGUUAUACAUUCAUGAUAAUAGGUGCUUUUUAUGGUGUUAAAAAACAACCAUCAAAUAAAUGUGGAUUUGUUCAAGGUGAUUGUGUACAAGAAACAUUAUCAACAUUAACACAAUGUCGAAAUGAUUUACCUACUUGUUUUAUAUCAUAUUCAACUAGACGUCGACUAGCACUUUGUUCAGAUCAAUAUGCUGAUUAUUUUCAUAUAACUAGCCAAUGUGUACCAAGUAAAUCAGUUGGAACUGUAUCAAGUAUAACAACAUUUGAUAUUUGUGAUACAAAUAAUCCUAUUGCAAGUAUACAUGGAGUUGUUACUAGUCCAAAUUUUCCAACUUAUAAACAAACAAAUAAUGAAUGUAGAAGACCACUUAUGGGUAUAACGGAUAGAAUAGCAAAAAUUUGGAUUAAUGAAAUGGCUGUAUCAAGUGGUGGACAAGGUCGCUCAGAUGAAUAUUCAAAUGAACCUGAUUUAGUUAUUUCUAAAAAUGAUGAUACAAAUAAUUUAGAUGAUUUAGAACGAAUAAAUCCAUCUAUUCGUGAUACUUGUGUCAAUGAUUAUUUAAUAAUAAAUGCUCCACAUCUUGCUUAUGUUUAUUGUGGUACACGUAAAGUAGCGAUUGCUCCAAUUUGUGCUACAACUAUAGAUAUUCAAUAUAAAACAACAUCAUCACCAAACUCUUUUUAUAAAGGUUUUAAAUUUUAUUUUGAAUGGAUUCCAAGACCAAUGCAAAUAACAUGUGGUAAUCCAUUACCAUCAUCAACAACACCUAUUAAUGAACAAGUGCCAGAUUGGGCACUAAAUUUAGAACUUUCACCAAUACUUUCUGCACAUGUUUGUCUUGGAACAGCAAUAACUUUACGAUGUCCUCGUGGUUCUGAUUAUGUUCUGUCUAUCAUUGAAUCAAAUUAUGCUACAACAGGUACAGGUCAAUGUGAAAUUCCAUCACCAACUCAUUGUCAUCAAGAAGCUUCACUUGGUUUAACAUGUACACAAUCAUGUUUUAUUGAAUAUGAUAUUCCAAAACCACUUGUUCAAUGUGGAUUACUAGAUGCUGAUUAUCUUAAUAUAGAUUAUGAAUGUAUACCAACACGUUUACCAAAUAAUGAAAAUCCAAUUGAUAUAUGUGGAUCAACAACAACAAAUACCAUUGCACUCGAUAGAGUCAUGAUGGUUAGUCCACAAUAUCCCAUAUUACCUGCAACUGUACGUAGUUGUUCAAAAAAACUUGAAGCGCCAACAAAUAAAAUAUGGAUGAUCUAUAUAGUUGAUUUACAUUUGGAAGCCGGACUGAUUGAUAAUACUGAAUGUGAUAGAGCAUCAUUAACUGUUAAUGAUGGAAAAGAUAGACGUGUACUUUGUGGUUUACGACAACCUGAAUUAGUUUUAAUUAGUUGUUCAAAUAUAGUUGACUUUAGUUUUGUUUCAACUCAUCAAGCAAUUGGUUAUCGUGGUUUUAAAAUUUUUUCUCAAACUAUUGAUGUACCUGUUGGUUGGACAUGUACACCAGAUGGUUUUACAACAACAACAAAAAGAACAACAACUCGUCCCCCAACUACCACAAGUUUAUUACCACCUAGUUAUCAAAUUGCUGCCUAUGGUGGAACAACAAAUAGUACACGUCAAUAUUGUAAGUUUCCAUUUAUAUAUCAAGGCAAUUCACAAUCAAAUUGUUUAAAACUCGAUCCACCAAGUUCAAUCCCAGGUCAAGGUGCUGGUGAACCUUGGUGUUCAUUAACAAGUAAUUUUGAUACUGAUCGUCAAUGGGGAUUUUGUGAUUUAGGUGUUACUGAGUCAACAUUAUAUGAUAUAUGUCGUAGUCAACAACAAACACUUCGAUGUCCAUCUGGUUAUGUUAUUGAUAUAGUAACAGCUGAUUAUGCAGCUAAACCCAAUGGAAAUACUGGUGCAGGUGCAUGUGUUUAUGAUGUCAAUGAUUGUUUUCAAAAUGAUGCAUCAACUGUUCAAAGUACAUGUGCUGGUAAAGCAUCCUGUGUAGCAUAUCAUUUUUCGAAAACCUUAGCAACAUGUCAAAAUCGACCAUCAGCUUAUUUACAUAUUGAUUAUAAAUGUAUACCGAAUGAUAUUUCUGGUAUAACUACAUAUGAUAUGUGUAAUAAUAAUUUAUUACCACAAGGUAAUACCCGUCGUGGAUUUAUAAUUUCACCGAGUUUUCCAAAUACACCAAAUAAUAUUGAUUGUACAUUUAAUUUACAAACAUUAAAACCAUAUCAAGAUAUUCAUCUUUAUAUAAUUGAUAUGGAUUUAAAUGCUCCGAAUUUACUUGGACAAGACUGUACAAAAGAUCGCUUAAUUAUAUCAGCUGAUAAUAAUAAUUUGGAAAUGUGUGGUAAAACAUAUACAAAUUUUCUACUUAAUACAUGUCAUUCAUCUGUAUCAUUACGAUUAAUUCGAACAACAGAAGCACGAGGACGUGGUGUAAAAUUUUAUUUUGAAUUUCGUGAAAGAUCACCAUCAAUAGAAUGUAUUCCAUUAGCGACUACUACUACAUCACGUUCAUCAACAGUAACACCAACAGGUACAACAACUGCUUCAUUACCAAUUUAUUAUCCUGGUCCAAGUUCUCGUAUGUUUAAAACUUUAUGUUAUCCAGAUUUUUCAGCUUUACUGGGUUCAAAUAAUUUUCAAUGUCCAUCAAAUUAUAUAAUUGUUAUUCAUCGUGCAUUUUAUGGCAAAGGUAGUCGUUGUGAUUAUAGCGUUGGUGAUUGUACAACUGAAGCUGAUAAUGUUUAUCGAUUAUGUUCAGGAAAACAAAAAUGUUCCGUUUCAUUUUUAAAUCAAGUUCCUUUACCAGAAUGUAAUAAAGUUGUUGCUAAUUAUCUUUUUGUUGAAUAUCAAUGUUUACCAACACCAACAAUUGUUCAAAAUAGUGUAGAUUUAUGUACAGGUCAAAUAAAUGAUGUUGCUGGUAAUAGUGGUAUAUUCAAAAGUCCAUCAUAUCCAUCGUAUACACAAACACAAUGUCCGAAUGUAACAUUAAGUACAGUAGCUGGUUCUGAUCUUAUUAUAUUUAUGUAUUUACUUGAUCUUGAUAUUGGUGUACCUGAUCCAACUACAGGUAAUUGUACAAAUGAUUAUUUAUCAUUAUCAUAUCAAUGUAAUAAUCAAUUAUACAAUCGACGUUUAUGUGGUACAAGUUCAACAGAACUUUUAUUUAGUACAUGUUCACCAACAGAUAAAAUUUUUGCUUCAUAUAAUUUAUUAAGUCAAAAUUCACAAUCUCAACGUGGUUUUGCAUUACUUUAUCAAAUUAUGUCACAAUUUAUUGCACCUACAACUAUUCCAACAACAAUAAAAACAACAACAUUAUUAACAACACCUAGUGGUCCUGGUCCAACAAGUACAUUUAUUACAUUAGAAACAAAAUGUGUUCAACAACUUCUUUUAUUACGAUGUGAUCGACCUGGAUAUGUUCUUGUUUUACAUAAAGUACAACUUGCUGCAAGUAAAACUGGUGGUUGUACUUUUUCUCCGAAUGAUUGUUUUGAAGAUCGUACUCAUUUACAUAAUGCUUGUGGUGGUAAAUCAUCAUGUUAUAUAUCUGCACCUUCACAAGCAAUGAAAUCAUGUAAUGGUACUAAAUCAAAUUAUGUAUCUGCUGAAUAUCAAUGUAUUCCAACACGUCCAAAAAUUACACGUGAUGUAUGUUCAUCAACAGGUUCAUCUGAAAAAGUUGAAGGUGGUGCAAUCAUUUCAUCAUUGAAUUAUACAUCAGAAUCUAGAAACUGUAAAAUACAAUUACAAACAAAUGAAGUAUUAGGUAGUCCAAUUCAUAAAGCAUUUAAAAUCUUUAUUCUUACAUUAAAUUUACCAAUACGACCAACAUUACGUGAACAAGGUGCACAAUGUGGUCCAUUCGAUCCAUCGAUCGAGAUCGAUGGUACCGAAUUAGGUCCAAUACGUUUAUGUGGUAAUAGUCAUACACGAUAUUUACUUGAAACAUGUUCAAAUAUUGUUGAAAUUCGUUAUAAUAAUAUAUUGAUGAAUACUGGUACAUCAAAAUAUAAAGGUUUUGAAAUUUAUUUAGAAUCUAUUCAACAUGAUAUAUGUCGUCCAACAGCUCCACCUGCAGUUAUAACAUCACCAUUUAAUAUUACAAGUCAAGUUGCUUGUGGAUUAACCAGUGGACGUGAAACUGUUAAUUUUGCUUGUACAAAUAAUUAUGGUCUAGUCUUUUUACAAUCAUAUCAUUUCGUUACAAAACAGCCUAAUCAAUGUGAUGUAACACAAUUUACAUGUGCAUAUCCAGGUGAACAACCACAAGCACAAUGUUCAGGUCAACAAACUUGUUCAUAUAGGCAUCCAAUACCACUAGUAUCACCAUCAAAUGCAUGUCAAAAUAGUCAAGCUGAUUCAACACAAUUUUAUUUUCAAUGUUUACCAAUGAGACCAUCAUUAGAAUAUCCAGCAGUCAGAUUAUGUCUUAAUUCUCAAACUUCAAAGGAAAUGGGUUUUAUUGAAACACCUGAUUAUCCAAAUACUUAUCAACUUGGAAAACGACAAUGUUCAUUAACUAUUCGAAUACCAAAUAAUAAUGAUGGUAAAAAAUAUUCUAUUUAUCUUUAUAUAAUCGAAUUAUCUUUACGUGAUACUUCAACAAUAAAUCCAUCAUCAGCUGUUGAAUGUUUUGAUUCAAUAAAAUAUACUGAUGGUGAUAGAACAAGUUCAUUAUGUGGAAAAAUUGAUCAACCUGUACUAGAAUAUUAUACAGAUAAAAAAGAACUUACUUUAACACUUAAUAUAUCAGAAACAUUACCGUUUAGUGAAUGGAAUAAUUGGCAAGGUGCACGAUUGUUUUAUAUUGUUGGAGAUCAAUCUUUACCAUCUUCACCAACAUCAGUAAACAUUCCAACAACAACGACAACAACGACAACAACACCAGCAACACCUCCAGAGCAGACAAAACCACCAACAAAUAAUAAAUCAAAUCCUGCAGGUCUUAUUGUUGGAAUUAUUAUUGCUAUUUUGGUUGUAAUUGGAGGUAUAACUGGUUUUGUUUUUUAUCGUCGUAAUUUAUUAUCAAGAUUAAGUAAUACACCUACAGUAAAAUAUGAUGCUGAUAUGAUUACAGUCGAUGGAGCUACGAUAAAUGGACCGGAUGAAAAGCGAACUAGUAUUCCGAAAAUUUCAUUAACAGGACCAGCAACAAAACCAUAUAUCAGUCCAUUUUAUAGAAAAUCACAAAGUACUGAAAAACAAGAAACAGAAACUGCAACAGAUGCAUAA